UGUGUCCCAUGAUAGAGCUCCUCAAGGGACGCUACUGACAAGAUUACGUGUGCCGUGCGUGAAAGGGUUUAUUUCGACAGGAGAAGAGUGGAAUUGUUUAGGGCAUGGACUUAACGUCUCCGUUUAAAUGUAAUAAAUAUGAAUCGAAACGAAGUAUUUGAAGACUUGUUGGUUGAUACACUUUAAUGAUGACAUAUCAGGCACGUCAACUCAGUUUGCACAUGGCAUUGGACAAUAAUGAAGUUGCUGAAUAGCGACGCACUUGCAUUGUUUGAGAAAUUUCUGAAGAACGUCAGUAGUAGCCUAUAGUGGAGAAGCAGAAAGGUUUUUUAUUUUAGACGAAUACAUUUAUCUCGCCUGCUGACGGAUGCGUGCGUAGGCCUACAAAAAUAUUUAUGGAAUUGAGCAGAGAACAUUCGAAUUUCGGAGGAUUACCUUGAUAUACAACCUUCAUCAUGAUGAAUCGGGCUUUCUGGGAUGCGAUAUUUCUCAUUACUGGUUCCCUCUUUACAUAUGGAACAGGCCAGGAUAAUUCCACUAUUGCUACUAAUUCUACAAUGACCACCACACCUCCUGUAACUACCACCACUACCACUGUAAAUGUUACUACCUCUUCUACUACCACCACCAGUAUCACCACUACAACCACCAUUCCAGUGAAAAAGUUUGUUGCAGCAGCUGUUCGAUCCCACUUCGAUGACUGUCCUGACUCCCACAGCCACUUCUGUUUCCAUGGCACCUGUCGUUUCUUGAUUCUGGAGGAGACACCCGCAUGUGUGUGUCACCAAGGCUUUGUAGGGAUGCGAUGUGAGCACGCUGACCUGCUAGCUGUGGUGGCCACCAAUCACAGGCAACAGACAGUUGCCACGGUGCUAGUUCUGUGUGUGAUUGGUUGCGUCUUGACGAUGCUGCUCUGCACCCUUUUACAUUGCUGGUGGAGGCGGGACGGUUUGGGGCGGAGGCACAGACUCCACUGUGCCCCAGAGAAACAAGGCAGUAUGCUGAAGGGCAGAGGGUCCUGCUGUCACUCUGAAAGUGUGGUGUAAGAGAAGAACUCCUGCUUGGAACGCCAGGGAUUUUCAUGAUGGGCUGCCUUCUCUCUUCCUCUGUCUAUUCAAUCCUAAAGACUGCUGGGACAUAUGGAUCAUCCCUAAGAUGGGCAUCAGACACCUGGCUAAUAACAUCCUCAUAAGACUGAGAGGGAGUAGAGACCCCCUCUAUCUCUAUUACCAGACCAAGGGAGGCCCAUUUGAUGUGAGAGUUUCAUGUCGUUUCAGAACCUCCGCACACUUGGAAUACUGUGAUCUCACUACUGUUUUAAUGCAUGGAGGAGAAGAGAUGGGAACUGACCGGUCAGAAAUACCAAAUUCUCCGGGAACAGCUCGCUGGAACUGGACUCCUGAACAGAUACCCUCUAAAUUGUGAGCGCUUAGUGUGACAUCAUCACUGUAAAGAUGAUGAAGUCAAGGACAUGACCAGGAACAUGCUGGACAUAAGAGAAAUACUUUUGACAACUUGGUGUCCUGUGGGUUUUUUGGCACAUGAAAGCAACUAUUUCAGAUUUCGAUUUGAGGUAUAACUUUGUUUUAUUCACUCAAACUCAGAGGAACUCAAAAUG
This is a messenger RNA of Oncorhynchus kisutch (coho salmon), 1618 nucleotides long. Its product is annotated as protransforming growth factor alpha. Lineage: Eukaryota; Metazoa; Chordata; Actinopteri; Salmoniformes; Salmonidae. Gene Ontology annotation, molecular function: growth factor activity; epidermal growth factor receptor binding. The record is from RefSeq and is a predicted model, not a curated record. Gene Ontology annotation, biological process: positive regulation of cell population proliferation; epidermal growth factor receptor signaling pathway; positive regulation of mitotic nuclear division. Bases 456 to 1046 code for a protein of 196 amino acids. The transcript is spliced from 6 exons.